CACAAGAGCCAACUCCCCAUAUGUAACGCUACCUCGCUCAACGCCCACCUCUGAUCAUUCUCCUUAGACCCAGAUGGACAAUCGAAUCCAUGGAGGAUGCUCGCCACCGCGUCUCGCCCUCCGCGUCGCCUCCGUCCUCCUCUUCCUGUGCGUAGCCGCGACCCCGGCGGCGAGCCAUGGCCCCCAUGGCAAUGACACCGGCCUGCACAAGAACUUCCUCAUCAUCGUGCGCAGCCCGUACGAGUACGACACGAAGCUGUACAAGAACACGUCGAGCUGGCACGCGUCGCUCCUGGCCGAGGUGUGCGACAUGGCCAAGGAAGCGAUCGAGAAUGACCCCUCCUCCGUGACCCGGCUCCUAUACUCGUACCGCAACGUCGUCAAUGGCUUCUCCGCCCGUCUGACGGUGGAGGAGCUGGAGGAGAUGAAAAAGAAGGACUGGUUUUACAAGGCCUAUCCUGAGAAGACGUACCACCUCAUGACCACGCACACGCCCAAGAUGCUGGGGCUCAUGGGCGAGGGCAUCAUCAUCGGGGUCCUCGACGACGGCAUCUACGCCGGCCACCCGUCGUUCGACGGCGAGGGAAUGAAGCCGCCGCCCAAGAAGUGGACUGGCCGCUGCGACUUCAACAACACGGUGUGCAACAACAAGCUCAUCGGCGCGCGGUCCUUCUUCGAGUCGGCCAAGUGGAAGUGGAAGGGCAUCGACGACCCGGUGCUCCCGAUCAACGAGGGCCAGCACGGGACGCACACGUCCAGCACCGCCGCCGGCGCGUUCGUGCCCGACGCCAACAUAUCCGGCCUCGCGGUGGGCACGGCGGUCGGCAUGGCGCCCCGCGCGCACAUCGCCUUCUACCAGGUGUGCUUCGAGACGAAGGGCUGCGACCGGGAUGACAUACUGGCGGCGGUCGACGAUGCCAUCGAGGACGGCGUCGACGUGCUCUCUAUGUCUCUUGGCGGGAACCCGGACGCUGACUUCUCGGAGGACCCCGUCUCGCUCGGAGGAUACACCGCUGCCCUCAACGGCGUGUUCGUCAGCACGGCGGCUGGCAACAUCGGCCCCAACCCGGCAACCGUCGCCAACGGGGCACCGUGGCUUCUCACCGUGGGGGCGAGCACCACCGACAGGCGGUUCGCGGCCACCGUGAAGCUUGGCAGUGGAGAUGAACUUGACGGCGAGUCGCUCAGCGAAGUCAAGGACUACGGGAAGGAGCUGCGGCCGUUGGCGCGCGACGUGGGCGACGGUAAGUGCACCAGCGACACCGUGUUGAGCGCGGAGAACGUCACCGGGAAGAUCGUCAUUUGCGAGGCUGGCGGCACCCCUAGCACCGCCAAGGCCAAAAUGGUCGAAAAGGCCGGCGGGUUCGGCAUGAUCGUCGUCACCCCUGAGGUGUUCGGCCCGGUGAUCAUCCCAAGGCCCCACGUCAUCCCGACGGUGCAAGUGCCCAACAAAGUCGGGCAGAAGCUCAAGGCCUACCUGCAGUCCGAGAAAGAAGCCACGGCGAACUUCAUCUUGAAAGGAACGUCGUUCGACACCCCGCGAUCGCCGAUGAUGGCGCCGUUCUCGGCGCGGGGGCCGAACCUGCAAAGCCGGGGGAUUCUAAAGCCUGACAUCAUCGGCCCGGGAGUGAACAUACUCGCGGGCGUCCCCGGCAUCGCGGACUUGGUGUUGCCGCCCAAAGCAGAGAUGCCCAAGUUCGAUGUCAAGUCCGGCACGUCCAUGUCGUGCCCGCACCUCGCCGGGGUCGCCGCGCUAAUGAAGAACGCGCACCCGACGUGGUCGCCCGCCGCCAUCAAGUCGGCGCUGAUGACGACCACGGAAACCACCGAUAACGAGAAGAAACCGUUCCUCGACGUGGACGGCACGCAGGCGACGUACUUCGCCACGGGCGCCGGGCACGUGAACCCGAAGAAAGCCAUGGACCCGGGGCUCGUGUACAACCUGUCGGCGUCGGACUACGUCCCGUACCUGUGCGGGCUCAACUACACGGACCAGCAGGUGAACUCGAUCAUCCACCCGGAGCCGGCGGUGGACUGCACCAAGAUAACAAAGAUCGCCGAGAAGGACCUCAACUACCCGUCAAUCACCAUCAUCGUCGACAAGGCGGACACCGUCGUGAACGCCACCCGCGCGGUGACAAACGUCGGCGUGGCAAGCUCGACGUACGAGAUGGAGGUUGAGGCGCCGAAAUCGGUGACGGUGGAAGUGACGCCGACGAAGCUGGAGUUCAAGGAGCUGGACGAGGUCUUGAACUACACGGUCUCCGUCAAGGCCAAGGCCGUGCCGGAAGGCGCCAUCGAAGGGCAGCUCAAGUGGGUCUCCAGCAAGCACAUCGUGCGAAGCCCGAUCCUCGUAUUGCCCGGCGACGGGGAGGAGGAGGCCACGUCGGGAGCUGAGGGGCCUUCAGCUCAUGUUAGUUCUUUGCUCGAGUGACAGAUUGUUUUGUUUUGUUUUGUUUUCUUUGCUCGUGUUGAAAUACAGGUGUUGAUGGUCGUGACAACUGUUUUUCUUCAUUUAGGGGCAAAUGUAUGUGUGGCUGCAGUCCCCCUCUAUAUUGACAUGCGAUCUAUUGUAUUUAUUUGGGUAGGAGGUGUAUUUAAGGAUCACUUUGCCCUCAAUUAGAAAGAAAUUUCCUGCCAA
Molecule: messenger RNA, 2641 nt
Organism: Triticum dicoccoides
Lineage: Eukaryota; Viridiplantae; Streptophyta; Magnoliopsida; Poales; Poaceae
Product: subtilisin-like protease 4
Exons: 1
Coding region: 74-2434 (786 amino acids)
Biological process (GO): proteolysis
Molecular function (GO): serine-type endopeptidase activity
Source: RefSeq, a predicted model, not a curated record